AUGGCGACUGCCUCCAUCGUCCAGCCUGUGCCCGUCAAACGCUCCGAUUCCGACAUAUCUCCCAAGACGACUGUACCUCCGAGCGAUUCGGAGACAAGGGGUCCUAAGGCUGACUAUUUCUCCUGCGACUCCAACACUGUCGAUGGAUCCAAUACUAGUGUGAGGGCCAGCGACGGCGACGACGAGUCGUCUGGUCACAAAUCGAGCGUCUCUUUUGCUGCCGACCCCCCGUCAGUUCGCAGCGCAAGCCUCGAGAGCAACGAUAAUGCAGGAAAAGCAACCGGAUCAUUGAUUAGCAGGCACUCAUCCAUCAGCUCUGUCACGUUCCGUUCUCCAAAAGAUCCUGCACUGCCACAAGGAAAGCCUCAAAAGAUGGGCAACGCGCGUAUCCGUGUCAGUUCUCCUGCUCCAGCUAGGUUCCGGAACCACAUCUCCUUCGACAACGUCCCAACCGGCGAGCCGACCAAGAACAAUGCCAUCUCGCUGACACUCAAUGUUCGGCAUCGUGGAUAUCAAGCGCGACGAAGGUCACGCACCUUUAUGGUUGGCGUCGACGAGCACCCCUACUCCGACUAUGCGUUGCAGUGGUUGCUUGACGAGCUGGUCGACGACGGGGACGAUGUCGUGUGUGUGAGAGUAAUUGAGAAGGAUAUUCGCAGCAUCGACAAGUCCUACCAGGAGGAGGCCGAGUCGAUUCUGAAAGGUGUUGUGAAGCGAAAUGGCUCUAACAGGGCUAUCAACAUCAUUCUUGAAUACGCCGUCGGCAAACUACAUACAACUUUCCAAACAUUGAUCCAGAUGUAUCAACCUGCUAUGCUCAUUGUCGGAACCAGAGGCCGCACACUGGGUGGCUUUCAGGGCCUGAUCAACACACACAACUCUUUCUCCAAGUAUUGUCUCCAAUACUCACCCGUGCCCGUUGUCGUGGUUCGACCAACGGAUAAACGCCUCAAGAAGAAGACGAAACGUGCCAACGAUUCAACUCGCCAGACAUAUGUGGGCAUGCUGGCCGCAACCGCUGGUAGGCAUGAGGCGGACAGCGAAGCGAGCAGUACCUAUGAGCUGGAGGUCUCCAACACACCCGACGAGGAGGCCCAUCAGGUUGCACGAGCUCUGGGCCUUCCUGCAUCGUUUGACCCAACGAUCAAGCCCAUCAACCCCAGUCAACUCUUGAAUACUCGAACUCCCGGCCCGGCGAGCAUCAAUACUCUCGAUGAAGCCCCAGAAGAUCAACGAGUUGUCAAGGAUCCUGCCACCGCAGGCGCGGAGAGCGAUGAUGAUGACGACGACGAUGGUGAAUUCGAGGUCAUGUCAGGACAGCAGAUCUUGGACAAGCAGAAGCUCGAGCAGCUCCAUAAGAUGGAGGUGGGCGAGGCUGCCGCUCUAAAGAUGAAGAUGGAGGACGAUGAUGACGAUGAUGAUGAUACCCCCACGCGCCAGAAGAGCACAUCAUAG
Molecule: messenger RNA, 1455 nt
Organism: Fusarium keratoplasticum
Lineage: Eukaryota; Fungi; Ascomycota; Sordariomycetes; Hypocreales; Nectriaceae
Product: Usp domain-containing protein
Exons: 3
Coding region: 1-1455 (484 amino acids)
Source: RefSeq, a predicted model, not a curated record